Molecule: messenger RNA, 1680 nt
Organism: Alosa alosa (allis shad)
Lineage: Eukaryota; Metazoa; Chordata; Actinopteri; Clupeiformes; Clupeidae
Gene: mid1ip1b
Product: MID1 interacting protein 1b
Exons: 2
Coding region: 543-1004 (153 amino acids)
Biological process (GO): regulation of lipid biosynthetic process
Cellular component (GO): cytosol
Source: RefSeq, a predicted model, not a curated record
CCUUCAUGAAUAUUCAAAAGAAGCCUUGCACUAGUCACUCCACGAGGCCUCACCCAUCGGCGUUUCUCAAAAAGAAAGUGUUAUCUUGUUGCAGAUAUUGUUGACUCGCUACUUAUAAACAUCGAUGCAUGGGAUAUUUGCUGCAGGUCACGGAUGAUCCGGUUACAACCUGGGGGAGAUAGCUAACUUACCGGCUUAUUGACAGUGUGUGGAUACACUAUAUAAAGACACCAGCUCUCAACAUUUCAGUCAGUAAACCAUCUAAGACUUGUCUGCUGGGAUUGUACUUAACGGCUGAUUUAAAACAGAUUCCGUUAGCGUAGACAACUGACCUGACGCCAACCAAAUUUGCCUUUAGUAGAAGCUGGGAGGUUUCUUUCAAGAUAACGUUAGUGUCUACGGUGAGCCGAUUAUACACAGCAUUAGAACCAGUGAGGUAGGCUACUUGAGCUAGCUAACGUUAUCCCUCCAGGCAAAUCUACCGUCUGCCUGAACAACGCCUGUCCUCUGUCGUCUUUUCAGAAGCGAAUCAAGCUGUCAAGAUGAUGCAAAUAUAUGAUUCCUACAAUCAAAAGAACUCUUUGUUCAACUCCAUGACUCGCUUCAUAGGCGCUGUAAACAACAUGGACCAAACUGUAAUGGUGCCCAGUCUUCUCAGAGAUGUGCCGCUUGAGGAGGAAAAGGAUGUUAACCCUGUACGGACUAGUGCCACCAAUGGUUCGGCUACCUACUUCCCAGACAUGUACGGUGACUACGUACUGUUAAAGUCUAUCCGAAAUGAUAUCGAAUGGGGAGUUCUUCAGGCUGAGGAAAGGCGAAAAGAAAAACUUGGCGUAAACGCUUUGGAGAUGACUCGUGUCGAGCCAGACGACGAGGACUUGGAGAAGCUUUUUCACUUCCAUUUGAGUGGGUUGCACACGGUUCUGUCCAAACUGACCCGUAAAGCAAACACCCUCACCAACAGAUACAAACAAGAAAUCGGAAUUGGUGGUUGUGGGCUUUAGGUGGCCAGUUCACCUCCCAGCGAGGGUUUCGCGGUGAUCAUACCAAAAAGAAUACAUCGCGAAGUUGUGGAAGCGAGGCGGCGGUCUGUCCUGGUGGUUCUUAACGAAUCUGUUAUUCCUUGGAUUGGGAAGAGAAGAUGUACUUGACAUGAAUGCUCUGCACUGGUGUCUCCUGCUGUGCUGUUUUGUUUCAAUACGAUGCUAUGUUUGCUGUUGGCACACUGAACCGAGAUAUACGUGUCUAAUAAGGUUGAACAUAAUAUUAAUGAUAGUUUAUUUCAAAUACAUGCGAUGUAUAUAUUGAGACUAUAUCAGUGUUAGCCUUUCUCAUGUAGUGAUAUUAUAAAGGCAGCAGACUUUGGCUGAUGCCGGACUAGACAGUUUGCGCAAUUAACUGGCAGCAUACUUAUCACCAUACUUACAAUCCUAAGGUUGUAAUGACAUCUAAUGCUAGGGACAUAAAACAGUUCUGAAUAAUCUAUGAAAUGGAACACUAUGAUGUUUCUGUACUGCAAAUGUAUGGCAGAUUGAUCGAUUCCACGAGAUUGUAUAGAACAAGUCCCUGUUUUGCUUAUUGUGUGAAUAUUUAAAUGCCAUGUUUUUCUACUGAGUUGCUGGUCAAGAAAAUAAAAAAUUCUGUUUUGUAAGUAUACAAAUCAGUUAUGUGUGACAUUAA